Messenger RNA from Fusarium proliferatum ET1, 2013 nucleotides. RefSeq lists its product as uncharacterized. The transcript has 5 exons. The coding region runs from base 1 to 2013 and encodes 670 amino acids. The record is from RefSeq and is a predicted model, not a curated record. Lineage: Eukaryota; Fungi; Ascomycota; Sordariomycetes; Hypocreales; Nectriaceae. Gene Ontology annotation, biological process: nucleoside metabolic process. Gene Ontology annotation, molecular function: ADP binding; catalytic activity.
AUGUCGACUGCAAAUGGCAGACCGCGACGUCCCGUCUCACGAGCCGAUUUCCCGCUUGCCAUCAUUUGCGCCCUCUCUUUCGAAGCCGAUGCGAUAGAAGCCCUUUUUGAUGAACAUUGGGACUGUAACGUGUACAGCAAAGCUCCCGGCGACCCCAAUUCCUACUCGACAGGACGCAUCGGCCAUCAUAAUGUCGUGCUCGCCUACAUGCCCGAAGCAGGAAAGGCCAGCGGAGCCGCAGUCGCGACCAAUUGUCGCGUGAGCUUCCCCCAUGUCAAAUUGGCCAUCGUCGUCGGGAUCUGUGGAGUAAUCCCUUUCACUCCUGGUCCUCGAGAUGCACACCAUGAGAUUAUACUGGGCGAUGUUAUCGUCAGCCAGAGCGUUGUCCAGCAUGACUUGGGGCGGCAAUAUCCUGACAGCUUCGAGUACAAAGACGCCAAUGAAGAGGCUCUUGGGAGACCUAACAUUGAGAUUCGCUCCCUGCUAUCGAAACUGAAGACCCUUCGAGCACGAAGAGCAUUCGAAUCCGACAUGAGAGGUUUCCUCGCACUCUUGCAGGAAGAUCUAGAACUGGCAGCACAUUACCCUGGAACCGGGACAGAUCGCCUAUACGAGGCUACAUACCGACAUAUCGACAAAGACAUGCCGUGCGAUAAGUGCGGCUGUAAUGGAAAGCUUGUGCCGCGGGAGCGGCUGAGACAAGAAGUGCCAGAGCCUAAAGUACAUUUCGGAAGAAUUGCCUCAGGCGACACGGUCAUGAAAUCUGGAGAGGAUCGCGAUGAUAUCGCAAGAAAACUUGGCGUCAUUGCGUUCGAGAUGGAGAGUGCUGGCGUUUGGGACAGCCUACCAUGCUUAGUUGUUAAGGGUGCUUGCGACUAUGCCGAUAGCCAUAAAGCCAAAGCUACCCAGAACUACGCUGCAGCGACUGCCGCUGCUUGCACCAAAGCUGUAUUGAGCCAUUGGGUGGUUCCUACUGGUCAUGAUUCAACUAGAGAGGGGAUCUUGCCUCAGUUCUUGGUUCCUUUCUUGCCAAAUGAAGACUUUGUUGGCCGACAAGACAUCCUUGACGACUUGCGUCAACAACUAAGUCCUGAGAAGUCCUACGCUGUCGCGGCCCUCUUUGGCUUAGGAUGGGUUGGAAAAACACAAAUUGCUCUGGCCUACGUACACCAACUACACGCUCAGAGUCCAGACCAUUCCGUCUUUUGGGUCUACGCGAGCAACGAAGAGCGCCUGCGGCAGUCAUAUACCACAAUUAUGCAGCAGCUCAACGUUCCUGGCGACCGAGAUAACUCAGAUGUGCUCAAGCUGAUGAAACAAUGGUUAGAAGCCGAGCAUCACAAACCGUGGCUUAUGGUCAUCGACAACGUCGACGAUCUCGACCUUUUCUAUGCGACUGGUGGCCUCAGCCAAUAUCUUCCAGUGUGCGCUCAAGGCAAGUUGCUUAUCACCACGAGAAACCGGCAAGUAGCUAUACGAGCUACCAAAGGUCGGGGCUUUAUUGAAGUAUCGCACAUGACCGCGAAUGAAGCACGGGAACUUCUUUGUGCGCACCUUGGAUGCGUGAAACCCGAUGUUGCUGAUCUGUCGGCAUUGGCUUUGAAACUCGAGUAUCUUCCUCUGAUACUCGUGCACGCCGCCGCAUUCAUUCAAGAGAAUUGUAUUCCGGUCAAAGAGUAUUUGAACCUACUGGAUAAUGACGAAAAUCUGGUAGAAUUGCUUAACGAAGACUUUGAGACAAGCGGAAGGCAUCCGGACUCAAUGCGAGCUGUUGCCAAAACCUGGGCCAUCUCGUUCCAUCAGAUUCAACGUCAGAAUAAACUAGCGAGCGAUUUGCUGGCCUUGAUAUCAGUGUUCAGCCAUCAGCGUAUCCCAGCAAGCGUCUUACUUGCCUAUUCAUCGUCUAUUGAAAACCGAGAAAGGCCUCUGGAGCAUCUCAAAGCCAUGGGGCUUUUGAAAGCUUUCUCUCUUAUGGCUAAUUCAGGAAGGCGAAGUGGAAAACUUCUUGCGUAA